UGCGCACCGCCGCCACCGGAGCCGGAAGCGCGGCGGGCGGGGCGGGCAGCGUUGGGCGCCGCCAUGAGCUUCCUCAUUGACUCCAGCAUCAUGUUCACCUCACAGGUGCUGUUCUUUGGAUUUGGGUGGCUCUUCUUCAUGCGAAAGCUCUUCAAGGAUUAUGAGGUGCGACAGUAUGUGGUCCAGGUGAUCUUCUCUGUGACUUUUGCCUUCUCUUGUACCAUGUUUGAGCUCAUCAUCUUUGAGAUUUUGGGAGUGUUGAACAGCAGCUCUCGAUAUUUUCAUUGGAAGCUGAACCUGUGUGUCAUUUUGCUCAUCCUGGUCUUCAUGGUGCCCUUCUACAUUGGUUACUUUGUUGUGAGCAAUAUCAGAUUAUUGCACAGACAGAAACUACUUUUUGCAUGUGUUGUGUGGUUGACAUUCAUGUAUUUCUUCUGGAAGCUGGGAGAUCCAUUUCCUAUCCUCAGCCCAAAACACGGAAUCCUGUCUAUAGAACAGCUCAUCAGCCGUGUUGGUGUGAUUGGGGUGACACUCAUGGCUUUGCUGUCAGGAUUUGGGGCUGUCAACUGUCCAUACACUUACAUGUCCUACUUUCUCAGGAAUGUGACAGAUGCAGAUAUUCUGGCUCUGGAGCGACGACUCCUUCAGACUAUGGACAUGAUUGUUAGCAAGAAAAAAAGGAUAGCAGUGGCUCACAGGACAAUGUUCCAGAGAGGAGAAGUGCAUAACAGACCCACUGGCUUCUGGGGAAUGAUAAAAAGUGUUACAACAUCUGUUCCUGGCAGUGAAAAUCUGUCCCUUAUCCAGCAAGAAGUGGAUGCCCUGGAAGAAUUGAGUCGGCAGCUUUUCCUGGAAACUGCUGACUUGCAUGCAACAAAGGAGAGAAUAGAGUAUUCCAAGACUUUCCAGGGAAAAUACUUUAACUUUUUGGGUUAUUUUUUCUCCAUCUAUUGUGUCUGGAAAAUCUUCAUGGCAACCAUCAAUAUUGUAUUUGACCGUGUGGGGAAGACUGAUCCAGUCACAAGAGGAAUUGAGAUCACUGUAAAUUACCUGGGAAUCCAGUUUGAUGUCAAAUUCUGGUCUCAGCACAUUUCCUUUAUUCUUGUUGGAAUAAUCAUUGUUACCUCUAUUAGAGGGUUGUUAAUCACACUUACAAAGUUCUUCUAUGCCAUUUCCAGCAGCAAGUCCUCCAAUGUUAUUGUUCUGCUGUUAGCACAGAUAAUGGGAAUGUACUUUGUAUCAUCAGUGCUCCUGAUCCGCAUGAGCAUGCCUCCAGAAUACCGCACCAUUAUCACAGAGGUCCUGGGAGAGCUCCAGUUCAACUUCUAUCACCGUUGGUUUGAUGUGAUAUUCCUAGUUAGUGCCCUGUCCAGUAUCCUCUUUCUCUAUUUAGCACACAAACAAGCCCCAGAAAAGCAUAUGACCCUCUGAGGCAGAACUGCAGGCAUGCACUGCUCUCUGUCCUGUCAGCUGCACUGCUGCAGCUCCUGUGGAUUGCAGAACUUGGAGAGACAGGACUGCUCUGUGUGUUUGGCAGUGUAACUGCAAAACUUGGAGAGACAGGACUGCUCUGUGUUCUGGCUCCUUGAACCUCCACACGUGUCAUCAUCAAGCUCUGUGGCUCAUUUUCUUCAGUGCCACAGCUGGAAGGGAUGGGGGUGUGUGUGUUAAACUCGAAACAGUUAAUUGCAAAGUCAUAAAAGCAAUCCUGGAUACACCACUAUCCAAGGGCAUCAGAGCUUGUGUGGUAGGCUGGCUGAGGGAGCACCUCCUACUGUUGGAACAUUAUCUUCACAGAAGGCACAAAGAAAUGUGAUUUUUGUUUUGAAAAUCAACUUAUAAUUGGGAUUUGGAGGACAGCAAUUCUGGAAUUGAAUGUUUGAGUCUGUGGAAUUAAAUAAGCUUUUGUAAUA
Pyrgilauda ruficollis (rufous-necked snowfinch) is the source of this 1913-nucleotide messenger RNA. It is a transcript of the gene GPR89B, whose product is annotated as G protein-coupled receptor 89B. Gene Ontology annotation, molecular function: voltage-gated monoatomic anion channel activity. The record is from RefSeq and is a predicted model, not a curated record. The transcript is spliced from 14 exons. NCBI's taxonomy places the organism in Eukaryota, Metazoa, Chordata, Aves, Passeriformes, Passeridae. Bases 64 to 1431 code for a protein of 455 amino acids. Gene Ontology annotation, biological process: intracellular pH reduction. Gene Ontology annotation, cellular component: Golgi cisterna membrane.